GCCUAUCGCAAAGACCGAGCGUGUAGCUCCAAUAACACCUUGAUCUUCCUUUUGAGCUUCAACUUCUCCGCCAGACAACGUCCAGGGUAUAUUAUUUGAUAAUGUUGAAACAUGUGAUGAAAAAUCCACACAAGGUUUUACCGCAAUUACUUGCUGCGGCCAUCGGGUCAUGGGGAUUCUUCUGCACGGGGCUGGUGCGCGGUUGGAGUUCGCCUGGAAUCCCAUCUCUCAACGCGACCAAGAAUUUCGAAAUUGAAUCGUCCGAUAUAGCGUGGAUUGCCUCCGUGCCUCCACUGUGCGCGUUGAUUGGAGCCUUGCUCGCUACUUAUCCAUUACAACAUUUCGGUAGAAGGAGAACUCUAAUUGGCCUAUCCAUCCCCUUUUUUAUCGGCUUUUUGUUGAUGGGGUUAACAUAUUUUGGUCGUCACAAGGCAAUGCUGUACGUCGGCCGGGUGAUCACCGGUCUUGUAAACGGAGCCUUGACUCCUGCAUCACAGAUUUAUAUAAGCGAAUGCUCAUCGCCACAUAUUCGUGGCGUCCUCAGUUCUUUAACGGCCAGUGCGUUGGCUCUCGGCAUUCUAACACCGUACAUCAUAGGCGCCUUUGUCGACUGGUGGACCUUGGCCCUCACAUUAAUCAUUUUCCCUGUGAUGUUGCUAGUUGGAAUGAUUUUUAUGCCGGAAACGCCCAUCUGGCUAAUGGCUAACAAGCGCGAGGACGAAGCGAGACGUGCGCUUCAACGUCUGCGUGGAAAACGAACGAAUAUUGACGCUGAAUUUGUGCGGAUUAAAGAAAAUCAAGAGAAGAACGAUAAGAAGAAACAUAAGAUCCAACCGAGGGAGUUGCUCAAAGGUUCCGUUUGGAAACCUCUGAGUAUUUCCAUGGGCAUCAUGUUCUUUCAGCAAUUUACCGGCAUUAACGCCAUGGUGUUUUACACCGUCAACAUCUUCAAAUCGGCUGGAUCCUCAAUCGACGGCCGUUAUGCCACCAUUAUUGUCGGCGUUGUUCAGCUCAUCGCCACAGCAUUUUCGGGAUUUUUCGUGGAUCGCUAUGGACGUCGAAUUCUUCUACUUGGCUCUGCUUCAAUCGUCUCUUGUUCAUUAGCAGCCAUGGGUUCUUUCUUCUACAUGCAGGACCAAUGGGGACCUGAGUUAGCCACAGAAAAACUUGGUUGGUUACCAUUACUCUCGCUCAUCGUUUUCUUCAUCGCUUUUUCCGGCGGAUAUGCCAAUGUUCCAUUCAUCCUCAUGGGCGAGAUGUUUCCGGCUCGUUAUCGUUCCAUUCUUGGACCGCUCAGCUCUUCGUUCAACCUCUGCUGUACUUUCAUAGUGGUGCGAAGUUUCCCCACCAUGCAAAUCACUAUAGGAAAGUACGGAGCUUUCUGGUUUUUCAUGAGCUGCACAUUAGCGGGCAUCGUUUUUGUCUACUUCCUCCUGCCGGAGACUAAAGGCAAAACACUCGAAGAUAUUGAGAAGAUCUUCUCCGCCAAAUACGAUGCAGCCGGCGUGUUGAAAACAGCUGAAAUGCAGGCAGAUAAUUCUUUAGAAGUUAAAAUCACGCCUUCAACUUUGUCUGAUGAUAUUGAAACGAACAAACCAAACGAUGGGAAUUUGCGCCAUCAGAAAUCCAAGAACAGUGGAAGCGUUGCUUUGGAAAACGGUAAUCAGAUUGCAACAUUUUCUCUGAAGCCAAUUAUCGACUCCGAAGAGGAAGACGACGGAUCUCUCGUUGCCGCUCCUUUAUAGUUUUGGAGAGUUUGGUCCUCCGCAUCCAGCAACCGCGCCACUUUAAACGGUUAUUCGUCAUUUUAGGCUAUUACGGAAAGUAAUUGAAUUGUUUGGCUCAUGAAAGGAUCGUUUGUCUUCAUUGUUCAGUGUAUGUUGUACCAUCCAUUACACUGAAUAUCUAUCGGCUAAAGCCAAAUUUUAUAGCGAAUCGACUGUUAAAUUUAGAGCGACUAAACAUCAUGUUCUUUUGUUUUCGUUUCCAUGAAUUAAUAGCUCAAAGUGACAAAUCGUGACACCAAUACAUAAGCAUCUAUGAGCCCAAGAGAUGUUAGACAGCAACAGCAAAUCCGUUAAGAAAUCGUCAAAAUAUCCUCGUUUUCCUUGAUUUUCUUAGGAAAGGUUGUUUUUUUCACACAGAUCCAUCGGCUAGAAUUUAUGGCCUGUUAUCGUCUAGCUGGACCUUUAUAAUUGAUACUCCAUACAGCUCUAAUGCAGUUUUAAUUAUAAUCUGACGUAACUUGAGGUUUUAAUACAAUAUUGACCUUGU
This is a messenger RNA of Daphnia magna, 2274 nucleotides long. Its product is annotated as facilitated trehalose transporter Tret1-2 homolog. Gene Ontology annotation, cellular component: membrane. The record is from RefSeq and is a predicted model, not a curated record. Gene Ontology annotation, molecular function: sugar transmembrane transporter activity. NCBI's taxonomy places the organism in Eukaryota, Metazoa, Arthropoda, Branchiopoda, Diplostraca, Daphniidae. Gene Ontology annotation, biological process: carbohydrate transport; transmembrane transport.